AUGGCCGACGACAGAAGGAUCAAAGCAGCUGUAGACUUGAUUAGCAAUUUACCAGAUGAGAUCCUCCAACAGAUACUCUGCUUUAUUCCGAUCAAAGUAGCCAUCAAAACAUCCCUCUUGUCUAAACGAUGGAGGCAUGUAUGGUGCGAUAUACCUUCUCUCACAUUAGAUGUGGAUUCACUGACUGCCGCUUCCGUUACCGAAACCCUAACUCACUAUACAGCUCCCAAGACGAAGAUUUUUUUCCUCAAAGCCACCAAGAGGGAGGACAUUCCCCACAUCGAUCAGUGGAUCAAGUGCGCCAUGUCACACAAUGUUGAGAAUCUGUCCCUCGAUUUCCCUCGUCCUUAUUAUGAAGAGUAUAAGCCGUUCCUGGAUUUAGGUAAUUCUUUUUGUGAAGGUUAUAAGCUUCCAGGUUUCUUCUACAACAGUUCUUCUUUCAAGCAACUCAACAUUAAGUUAAGCUUGUUCGGUACAAUGGUUUCCAAGUGCUCGGUAUCUUGGACAUCCUUGCAGAAGUUAUCCUUGAGUCGUUUUAGACUCUCUGAUGAAUCCAUGGCCAAGAUUCUAUCCGGUUGUCCUGUUCUCGAAAAUUUAACGUUGUAUCACAUCCGUGAACUAAAGUUGCCAUGUACUUUGGUUGAUGUCUCUUCUUUAACCGAAGCUAAACUGGACAUUUGUCAUGUCUCAAUGAACCCUCACUUAACGGCUGAUUUUCUUCAAGUCAUGGCGCUAAAGAUGUUAGAAAAGUUCCAGAACGCAGAGAAGCUUUCCUUUGGGGGAAACUUUAUUCUGAUUUUAUCUCUUGCUGAGAUUCGUGGUGUUCCUUUCCCGAUGCUCAAGGUCAAAUCAUUGAUUCUUGAUACAGUGAUCUGUCAGUAUGUUAUUCCUGGUGUAGAAAGGUUGUUACAAAACUCACCUGAUCUAGAGAAGCUAAUAGUACGUGGAAGGAAUUACAACACCAUACCGGAGGAGCAUGUUGACAUAUACUUGAAAUUAAAAACUUUGAACCCGGAUCAAUGCUGGAGAUCAAAAGAUGGUUUCGCUUGGAAUAAGUCUUGUUGGAAUGUACAACCAAAGCAAGUGGCUUCAUUCGUGGAACUUGUGCUUAUAAACACAGAGAAAUCACUCAAGCUGGUCGUACUGUUGGAUGAACGUCCUUACCUUUAA
Molecule: messenger RNA, 1170 nt
Organism: Brassica napus (rape)
Lineage: Eukaryota; Viridiplantae; Streptophyta; Magnoliopsida; Brassicales; Brassicaceae
Product: putative F-box/LRR-repeat protein At3g18150
Exons: 4
Coding region: 1-1170 (389 amino acids)
Molecular function (GO): protein binding
Source: RefSeq, a predicted model, not a curated record